Messenger RNA from Mycotypha africana, 931 nucleotides. RefSeq lists its product as uncharacterized. The record is from RefSeq and is a predicted model, not a curated record. The coding region runs from base 68 to 847 and encodes 259 amino acids. The transcript has a single exon. Lineage: Eukaryota; Fungi; Mucoromycota; Mucoromycetes; Mucorales; Mycotyphaceae.
UUUUCUCGUUUCUAGGCAUCCUCAUCGCUCUUAUUCUCAUUGGCGUCACAGUUACUGUCAGAUCAUAAUGCAAUUGCCGCCCAUUCUACGACAGCCUGCUGUCCAAAUCAUUGGUGAAAAAUGUUACGUUUCCCUUGUUGAAAACCUGAACCUACUUAACGACACCGAAUGCAUCAAAUACAGUAUCAGUAAGGGCCUUGGUCUUGGAAUCGUUCUAGGUGGAUCCAUUGUCAAGAUCCCUCAAAUUCUUACUAUUUUGAAGAACAGAUCCGCUGCUGGCUUAUCGCUCUCCAGCUACAUCAUCGAAACACUAUCCUACUUUAUCACUUUAGCUUACAACAUGCGUCAAGGAAACCCCUUUAGUACCUAUGGCGAAAUGAUGUUCAUUGUCAUUCAAAAUAUUGUCAUUAUAAGCUUGAUGUUUGUAUAUUCUAGACAGCACGCGUCAUUAUUGAUAACUCUUCUAGGCCUCGGGGCUGCGUUUUAUGUUCUCAAUAACCAAAAAUUGGUGAGCGCUGUAUUGAUGAGCAGUCUUUUGGCCCUGACCAUUCCUUUGAACUUAUCUUCCAAGAUACCACAAAUCCAAACCAAUUUCAAAAACAAAUCAACAGGCCAAUUGUCUGUCUUUACAGUCGUGAAUUAUUUUGCAGGUAGCGCGGCGCGUGUAUUUACCAAUAUGACCGAAGUAGGUGAUCCUUUGAUUAUGUUGGGUGGCGUAGGUGCCACCGUCUUGAAUGGCAUUUUGCUCCUGCAAGUAAUCAUGUAUUGGAACGACAAGAAGAACUUAAGUACAGCAGCUGUAGCCACUACAGCCGCAGCACAAAGAAAGUCUAGAAAGGCUGAUUAAAGUCUACAUAUAAAUUCGAAUAAUAAAAAAAAAUAGGCCCUGUAUGCAAAGAUGGCAUUAAUAACAAUUACGGACUUGAUAAGG